Daldinia childiae is the source of this 414-nucleotide messenger RNA. RefSeq lists its product as uncharacterized. The coding region runs from base 1 to 414 and encodes 137 amino acids. The record is from RefSeq and is a predicted model, not a curated record. The transcript is spliced from 2 exons. Lineage: Eukaryota; Fungi; Ascomycota; Sordariomycetes; Xylariales; Hypoxylaceae.
AUGACGGGACAAAUGACUUCUACCGGCCGAGGCGGCGCUGGCAACAUCGCUGAAGUCUCCAAAUCCCCCAAGAUCCAACCGACUGACCUCGAGACUCCGACUCUAAAAACAUCCGUCGUUACUACCGGCCGCGGUGGCUCCGGUAACAUGGCGCCGAAUAAGGAUCCCGUCGAGACGCGAGCACGCCAGGAUGUCGAGCCUAUUGAGCAACGCCCGAGCCAAGGUGUAGCCCAUGUCGGGCGCGGAGGAGCAGCCAACGUCGUGAGACUGAACAGCGAGGAGGCCGAGAUCUCCAAGACGAGCCUCGACGGUUCGGCUGCUGCCGGCGCCGAGGACCACCACGGCGGGAAGACCCAUGCCAACGGAGCCAAUGGGCUGGCGGCUAAGGCCAAGGAGUUCUUCAAGAAGGUUUAG